Messenger RNA from Mytilus californianus (California mussel), 4027 nucleotides. RefSeq lists its product as uncharacterized. The coding region runs from base 57 to 1508 and encodes 483 amino acids. Lineage: Eukaryota; Metazoa; Mollusca; Bivalvia; Mytilida; Mytilidae. The transcript is spliced from 8 exons. The record is from RefSeq and is a predicted model, not a curated record.
CUGAAGUAAUCCAUUAUGACGAUAUAUAAUAAUUAAUAAUAUGUUAUUGGAACAACAUGUUUUUUCUAUAUAUCAAUGCUUGUGUGUCGUUAUUGACAAUACUGUUAACAAAAUCUAUUGCAGUACAAGUUGCUGAUUUAACCAAUCAAAAAUGCAAUGACCACAUCCUGUCGACACGACCAAAUAAACACGUUCAGUUGAUACUAGCUAGGAAUGAGAACGGAUAUAUUCCUGAUAUCGAUGGCUGUUAUUAUGCGAUAAAUCUUAAUCAUACUGGGCACGAAUUUCAAAGAAUAGAAGUGAGCGUUUCCCUAGAGACUUUGUCUGAUUGUCAAUAUAAAGUAGAAAUUUAUUCAGGAGAUCCAGCAAGUAACAAUAAAUUUGAGACACUUGACUGUUCUUCAAAUCAUUUAUGGAAAGGUCAUUUCCCCACAACAACACUUUAUUUGCGUUACGUUAGUCAUACCAUAAUAGAAUUUAAUAACAGCAUUGCCAGAUAUGCCAAGAUGAUGACAAAUAUCACCUAUCGUUUGUGCACGUCAUGCUACCAAGAGCUUCCAUAUCUUUUCACCUUAAAAAAGUGUCUUAUGGAGUAUUGUGGGACUGAAGUGUGUAUCGCCGAUAGAGACGUAGAAUAUGUAUACAAAUUCCCUUACUGGAACAAUCAUGAAAUGUGUCCACCAUGUCGGUCUAUAACUUUUUCUGUCAAGGAUUCGGUACAAAUAUGUUUUGAAUCUUUUACAAACCGGUCAAUAUUGGAUGCUGGGAGCUGUCAUGUAAAAGUGGAUAUUGAUUACUAUCCAGCACUGGUUUUAAAAAACAGUUUGAUGAAAAAAUGGUGUCUUCCUUGGAAUGUAAAAGACAAAAGAGUUACAUUUACUUUUGGUGAAGAUUCCAGUUGGAAUUGCAUACAUUCACAAGAUUGUCGUGACGGUUCAAGAUGGAAUUGCCAAACGACACCAAGAUGUGAUGUUAAAAUUCGAAUUAUUCCAGAAAACAGAGAUUCUAACUUAUGUCCAAUGGCAAGUUCUAAUCAAAGAGAAUGGUCCUCAUGGACAAAAGAUUUUAGUGACAAUGAUAAUAACUCUUCGUUAAGUACUAAGGAUACACUGGUUAUUAUCUUUACAUUUGUGGCGUGUGUCUUGGUACUGAUAUGUUGGUAUUGUAAAUACAGAUGUACAAGAAAGAGUCAGAGUCAGAAUGGAAUGGAGAAUGCGAGGCGAGCAUUUCGGAAUAGAGGAACUACAGAACAAAGAGAACAUUCAACUUUGAUUUCACCAAAUCCUCGACAUGAUAUUCAGAUCACAAAUACAGCAAAUUCCUCAGGAGUAACGGGUAACCUUGCAUCAUCUUCACAAAUAGAAAUACAUGAACCGCAGCAACACUUUUCUAUAGAGGGGAACAGUAGCAGAUCGGCUCAGCCUCCCCCGACUCUUAUUAAGCCAUCAUUUUCGCACGAAAAACCUCCGCCAUCAUAUGAGGACGCCUGUAAAUACUAUGCAAAUUAGUAAUAACCUUGCGCAGUUAUAGUAUCGGAUAGGAUAUGGAAAUACUGAGAUACCAAAUGUAUAGAUAUAUAUAUAUUAUAUACAAAAACGUUGAAAGUUUCGUAAAUGAGAUGUGAUUUUAUGACGUGAUUAAAUUUUCUACGUGAUAAAAGCCAUGUUCUAAAUCCAAUAGUAGAAGAUAUGUGCGCCUGUGUGACGUCACAAUGAUAAUUGAUAAUGAUAAUGUUUUGCUCAGUAUUUUGUAUGUUUUUGUUUUAUUUCGUUGGCCUUUCAGACCUCUAUGGUUUUUGCAAUACCGAUACCUUUGUUUGAAGAAUUUAUAUUUUUAUUUUAUUGUCCCCUGGGUGCCUUCUUUUUUUUACAAUUGACGAUAAAUCUUUAAAUGUGCGACAAAUAAUUUAUAAGAAACUAAUUACACUUUUGGCAAGCAUGAACUGAAACGGAAUGGGUCUACUAUCACUAGUUCUAGAGACUGUUUUGGUUCCAUAAUACUGUGCGGUUAUGGUGAACUUUUUUAAAAGAAAGUUGGCAUUGUAUUUAGAAAACAUUAUACAUAUAUGUAUAUGUGGUAUUGUUCUUAACUUAAUGACAGUAUUGAACUAAAAUUAAAAGGUAAGUCUGAUAGUCCUAACGGUCUUCUUUCGUGAUCGCAUUUUUUUUUCAAAAACACAGACCAGUUUUGAAAAAACGGCCAAUAUAACAUGAUAAAAGUAGUACUCGACAAUUCAGGACGAUUUAUAAUGCUUGAUUUAACAUAAAAGGAAUAUAGAAGAAUAUUGUAAAGGCAACUUAAACACUAAAUUAAGUGGUAAUCAAUAUUUAUAAAUAUAUAAGACAUUAUAAGUUUAAUGAUGAGUGUUCUUCCUAAAUGAUUUGUUUAUCAUGAUGGAAGACAAAACUAACCUGUUUCAUAUUUAUUCCAGUUAUGACAUGCUGUUCUUCAUUGUCAUGUCUUUCAAUGAUAGAUUUGACAUGUGGUACUCUUCUGUCACAUGGUCCUUCAGAAAUAAAGCUCAUAAACUAAGGAAUGGACCCAAUUAUAUUGAAUCAGAAAUCAUUUCUAGAUAACAAUGUGCACUUGUCUUCUAGGGUAGCAAAACGUGUAAUUACUUAACAAUAUAACAGAUAUGUAUGAACUUAAAUUAAAUUAUUAAAAUUUGACUGUUGCUAUUGUGAACUUAUUGUCAUUAGUAGAAACUUUAUUUCAUUUUGCUUAACUCUAGUGAUGUUUGUUUUAAAGGACAAUGACCAUUAAUAUAAGAUUUAUACAUAUGUUAUGAAGUCUAAAAACAAAGUACCAUAAUGAAAAUUGGUAAAACAUAAAACUGGAAGAUAAUAAAAUUGCUAUCAAUAUUCAAAUAGUAGGCAUGCUCAACAUAUCUUUAAUUUUCACAAAUGUGGGUGAGAGGGUAAAGAUUUUAAGUAAUUUGAGUAAGUUCUGAAAUUCUUAAAAAUAUAAUUUGUUUUCAGAAUGAAAAAGAAAUAUAUAAACACAGCAUUAAAAAUAUGUUCCUGUACAUAAUUGUUAAAAAAGGUAAGGUUGACAAAGAUAUGCAACUCGCCUUUAAUAAUCCAGUAAAACUAACAAUUUACUGAGGUAGUGGUACACAUUUGUUGUAACUCAAAUUUACCCAAAGAUAACUUUUUAACUUUGUCUAAUGAACAAAUGCAUAUACUUACCCUUUGUCCCAAAAGAUAAAACAUCUUCCCUCAACUGAGUUCCCUUCUAUACAAGAAUAUCUAUACUAUACAUAAAGAGAACUUCGUCUAUUAUAUACCUACUUGAAUGUUAAAAACACUGAAUUAUGUGUGAAGAACAUAGCUUUUCUAGAGUAAUGUAGGUGUAAGACAAGGAAAUAUUUUCAGACCAAAUUUAUUUGUUUUAUACUAAUAUGGUCUAUUAAAUAUGUACAUGUGAAACAGUUACCCGAAACGCAAGACAUAUCAAUUGCCUAAUGUAUGCUCAUAAUUUAUUGUCAAUUCUAAUCAAUCACCUUUUUGUUUUCAUUAUAUUUAUUCUUGAUGAAAUGCACUUUUUUUUAAAUUAAAUACUGUAAAAAUUUUAUACACAUAUUAAUAGGAGCAAAUAUUUCAAACAAACUUGAGAUCACAUAAAGAACAUAUAAAAAUUAAGUUUUUCCCUCCUUCCAUAGUUCUUUUCCUGUUUAAACUUUAUUGUGUUUUUUAAGUAAGCAUUUUAUUUAAGGGGAGACAAUUACACAGCUGAAAACAAAAGAAAUUAUCAAAUAUAGCUAAGAUGCAAAGCAAAUUGUCUUAGCAAUAAAUCGUUUGCCCAUUAAUGUUUGUUGCAACCUCUAUCAAAAUCUAUAGCUGACUAACCCAAUAGUUGCUGCAUUAUAUUGUCAAUAUAUUUUGAUAAAUUUGUUAUAUUCUGUUGAUUUAUACCUGUUAAUUGCUCAUUAUGAUAGUGUAAAUCUGGAUUAUGAUCAUUUUUUGUUAUUUUCCAUAAUAUUUCGUACCUGUUUAUUAAAUCUAACAAUAAAACUAUAUCAAACUAA